CCGAACCCCGCCCCCCCUCCUCAGUGUGCCUCUGACCGCGGCCCGGGUAACACGUACUCUGUAUCGCUCCCGACCCCGAGCCGCGAUCUCGCCUCGCUUCCUCGCGUGUGUCACCGCCAGAGAUAACUACGGCAUCUUAACCGAAUACAAAUUAUUGUAACCAAACCCGGAGUUCUUUGUAUUUCAGUAUGAAAUUUAAACACAAAAUAUGUUAAAUCGACACGUGGAAGUGUGACGCUCUAGUGUAACUUCAGAAUGAGAAAUAACAAAACUAAAAAGCUUGUUGUUCGUGUGGCAACUUGAGUAGUGCGAACAGAAGGAAUUAUACGCGAGUGUUGGUGGUUGGGCAGCAGGUGCAGAGCCCACAAUCUGGGCGCCUUGGACUCCCCUUACCUGGAAAUUAAGCUGGAACAAAGACACCUGAAGACCUGCAGUGAUAUGUGUGUGUAGCAUAUCUCUACUUCCCGACUUCUCUUGUGGACUGCUUCGCCACUCAAGCAAAGAUGGUGAAUGUCGGCGGCAUCUCCCGCCAGAGAGGGUGCUGGCACUGGUGGACGGCAGGAACAUGGUUCCUUCUCCUGACGGCGGCUCCCACGGAAGGGGAGCAGAAAUUUGCUAACCAGCCCUCGCCCCAGACCGCUGUGAUCGGGUCAACUGUGGUUCUACCGUGCCGCAUCAUCAACAAGGUCGGGGUGCUGCAGUGGACAAGAGACGACUUCGGUUUGGGCAACGAGAGGGAACUGUACGCCUUCAAGCGGUACACCAUGAUUGGCUCCGACGAGGAAGGUGACUUCAGCCUUCGCAUAAGUCCCGUCACUCUGGAGGACGACUCCUACUUCCAGUGUCAGGUGACUGGCUGGAAGGAUAUCCCAGGUGUGAGGUCCCAGACGGCCAAGUUGACCGUGUAUGUGCCCCCUGAGCCCCCGGAGAUCACCCAGGGGCCCGUCGUCACCACCACCGCAGGGGCGGGCGUCCAGCUCACCUGUAUUUCCAGAGGGGGAAAACCUGCAGCCGAGAUCCAGUGGUUGGACGGGUCCGGGCGCGUGGUGACGGAAGGUGUGGAGUACUCCACGGAGGUGAUGGCGGACAAGCACAGAAGGAACGCCCGCUCCACCCUCAGCUUCCUGGCGAAACGAGAGCACCACAACGCCGCCUUCACCUGCACCGCCUCCAACCCCGCUCUUCACCAGGCCUUCAGGACCCAGGUGCGUCUUGAGGUGAGUUACCCGCCGGAGGUGACCAUUACACAUGACCAAGAUGGCUACCGGGAGGGCCAGACCGCCACCCUCACCUGCUCAGCAUCCGGCAACCCCUCCGUGCUCUCCUACAGAUGGUACCGCAAUGGCCAGCUGGUUCAGGACAACAACUCCACACAGCUGGUGGUGGGAGGCGUGACGAGGGACAGUAACCUGGAGGAUAUCACCUGUGAGGUCUCCAACGAGGUGGGCUCCUCCAAGAAGAUCACCAGGCUCUCCAUACACUACGGACCAUCAUUCCGCGUGCCGCCGAGCGACCAAUACGCCGAGCUGGGCGAGAAUGUUACCCUCAAGUGCCAGGUGGACUCCAUGCCAGACCCGACCAUCGUGUGGAUCAACCAGCAAUCACAGACAGUGGCGGGGAAGGGCUCUGACCUCCGCAUCAAGGUCACCAAAGCUACCGUAGGCGCAUACCUCUGCAUCGCCAAGGUGGAAGGCUUCCCUGAGAUCUCUGGCGCCGUCGGGGUGUUCCUCAAGGGUCCGCCGCAGGUGAAGUCGGAGAGGAUCCAGUGGGGGAAACAAGGAGACACAGUGCUGGUGGAGUGUCUCAUUACUGGAGCCUCCGCCCGCUCGGUCACUGUCACCUGGAGCCACAACGGUGCCGAUGUCGACCUCGAAGAGGGACGUUACGAGGUGACUGAGGACGUCACCAGCCAGGGGCUCCGUCACUCCCUGGUCAUCCGCAACGCGCAGCUCAAGGACUUCGGAGCCUACAACUGUUCGGUCAACAAUUCCUUUGGCUCAGAUGUCUUCGAAAUUAUCCUUAACAAGAAAAAGACGCUGCCGUUGCUGUUGAUCCUGUGUGGCGUGACGGGAGGCAUCGUCUUCGUGUUGGUCGUGGCACUGGCAGUCAUCAUGUGUGCCAAGAGAGCCGCUGCCAAGCAUAAAGACGCCAAGACGGGAGGCCUGCCUGAAAAGACAGUCGCGCUUCAGAUGAACGACCAAAACUCCACGGCCAACGAGUCCGACCUUAAGGUAGAGCUGGACCAGCGGACAGGGUCUUCAAUGAGCAACAAGGAAGGGGAGUUGGAGGGAUGGGGUGAGAAAGAAGGCGAUAACCCAGCCACCCCCACCUACCUUGCCUCAACUAAUUCCUACUUGUACCCAGAAACAUUCACUGGAAUUCCUCUGAAAAUUAAUGGUCAUCUUGCUAGUAAUGGAGGCGGGCUGUCCUAUGGCAACUAUGCUGACCACUCAGCAGUUACUACUGGUCAACAGCAGCAGACACAGCAACAGCAGCAGCAGCAACAACAGCAGCAGCAACCAUCUUCUCCUUCAGGAGGAUACGUUUUGGGCGGGAACAGUGUGAGUAGCGCAGGUGGCGUGGGAACGUACACGCACACGCCCCCUGGCAUCGUCACCUCCAGCCAACACUCCCUCUAUCCUGGCUACGGUGACUACGACGGCAGUCAUGACGCGCCCGACGGAGUACAUGGCUUCUCUCCAAGCUACAAUAAUGGCUUUGCCAACCACAACUUCAAGACCUCCUCUGGGUCUUUGCCACUUUCACUACAUGUCAACUCCAGGGGAAACGGCUCUGUAGCGGGGAAUACAACUUCUACAAUACCGAGACUGGGAAUACCUGUAGAUCCCAGCCAAUAUAUCGUGCCGCCCAGGACCCAGGUUAUGCAAGGUGCUCUGGCUACACACGUCUGAUCCACGGCGCCCCACGUCCGCCAGCCGUAUUGUUAUAACUACUGAUAGCAGAAACCUCUGAUGGAGAGACUCUUAGAAAAGACAUGCAGCGUGGAAGCUUAAACCAGAGCCAAUGUGUUGAUAACGUCCUUAUGUGUUGUAUAAUAUGAGAUUCAACAAACAUAUGAUGCAUUGUAUUUGCAAGGUGUGUAGUUGUGUUUUUUAUGUAUAUGUAAAAUGAAAAACAGCAUCUACAGCCCACGUUAUCACAACUGGUACAGUGGUCGGCCGUACCCUCGGCGACCUUCCCCUGCGAGAUCAACAUCAGAGGCGUGUUCCUACCGUGGUGCAAUAGUCGUAAGAUUAAGUUGAUGUGGCAAAAUGUAAAGUGUUUUCUAGUUAAUGAAAACUAC
This is a messenger RNA of Procambarus clarkii (red swamp crayfish), 3304 nucleotides long. NCBI's taxonomy places the organism in Eukaryota, Metazoa, Arthropoda, Malacostraca, Decapoda, Cambaridae. The record is from RefSeq and is a predicted model, not a curated record.